UGCUAUCCAGAGAUAAGAUAUUCAUGUAAAUAUUCUUAUGGUCUGUGCUGCAGGUUUUUUCAGGCAGUUUAUAUGCUUUCAGGUGUCUUCUUUGGACCACGUGAUGUAUUUGUAUUACGUAUUUGUAUUACGUAUUUGAUACAGAGAGGAAGAAAUAAGGUGAAGCUCUGCUGUCAUAUUGCUGGAAUUGGUGUAGUGAGAUUGUCAGCACAGUGGGGCCUGAAGAGUUUCUCUGGGUUUGAACAUGGCUCUGACAUUAUGUGUCCUUUUGACUUCAUUUAACUUCUCUGUUCUUCAGUUUCCUUAUCUAGAAAAUACGUUUAAUAUAAUAAUCUUUGGGAGGCCGAGGCGGGUGGAUCACGAGGUCAGGAGUUCAAGACCAGCUUCCCAACAUGGUGAAACCCCAUCUUUACUAAAAAUACAGAAAUUAGCCAGGCGCCUGUAAUCCCAGCUAUUCGGGAGGCUGAGGCAGGAGAAUCGCUUGAAUCCCGGGGGCGGAGGUUGCAGUGAGCCGAGAUCGCUCCACCGCACUCCAGCCUGGGCGACAGAACAAGACUCUGUCUCGGGUAGUGGUGGUGGGUCGGGGGGAAUAACCUAUCUUAUGUGGUUAUGAUAAUAAAAUGAGUUGAUAUGUAAACCACUUAGAACAGGUCCUGAUAUAAAGUCAGUGCCAGCCACAGUUUAGUCCAGGCUGGGUAGAUGCUUUGAAGCUUGAUAUUGUUUCAAUGUACUUUGCAUUUCUGAAAACGUGAACAUUUCAAAGCAUUCAUUUGAUCUCCUAAGGACUACCUAUACCGGAGCCUCAUUCCAGCACAUUUGUAAGCGAGGCACGCCUCCUAGAGGCCACGAGUGAAGUUAAUUUCCAAUUCUCGAAAAUCUUAACAGACAGCGGAGAACUGGUGUGGUGGCUCUGACGCCCCGCUUGUGAGUCUGCAGUCGGACAUCUGGAAAGUAAGCGGCACGCCCGCGUAAUCUCCAGUGCUUCAUCUUCUUCCACCCUACCUUCCCUCCGAGGCUGGGUUCUUCUAAUUCCUGUAGAUUGCAGAGCGAUUCCUGCGAAUGUGCAUUCUUUCAUUCAUUCUAGUUCAUUCCACAGAUAAUUCAGCUGCGCGUUUCGUCUGUGCGAGGCAUUGCCGGAGAGCGGGGAGCGAAUUGAACGCGGAACUUGCCAGUAGGGGCUUGCCGCCCAAUACGAAAUUCAAAAUAUAUAUUGUAUGUAGACGGGCAAACUAACGAGGAUCUUGUAACUUGUUUUCUCAUCUGCCAAAUGGGCGUAAUACGACCUUAUAUGACCUUAUAGGUCGCUGAAAGAUUGAACCAGGGGAAACAAAGAGCCCCUAAUAGUGAGCUAGGUGAAAAAAAGAUCCUAAUGCCUUUUUUCCUCGUUCCGCCCCAGAUUGAAAGUGAUGAGUGCCAGCCUUGCGGGUUAAAGUGCCAUAUUUUCCUCAAUAUAGGGAAUAUUUGUUAGUGUCCCCAAACGAAGUUACAUUGGUUCAAUUUUCGGCGUAUGGGAGUUUUCGCCACUAGCAUUCAGCACCCCAGUUUCAACCGUUAAAAGCUACCGACUCCACAUACAGGAAAUGCAUCUUAAAAUUUGGAAAAAAAAUUCCCAAAACACUGACAUCCAAACACUUUAAAGCUGCCAAGGCGGAUGGAACACCUUGAACUCCCAGACGCGCUCCACUGAGCACGCCCAGAGCCUCAGGCCCAACCCCCUCCUACCCGCCAAGGGGAGGUGGGGCAGGGCUGGCCUUCUGUGCUAGUCGCUUCCGCUUCCGGUUUCAUAUGAACUCUCCCGCCACCCGGGAACAGUAGCUGCCAGCGUUUGUGUUUUCCCGAGUUUGAAUUCUUGCAGGUGACCAAGAUGGAGUUUUCUGGAAGAAAGUGGAAGACGCUGAGGUUGGCAGGUGACCAGAGGAAUGCUUCCUACCCUCAUUGCCUUCAGUUUUACUUGCAGCCACCUUGUGAAAACAUAUCUUUAAUAGAAUUUGAAAACUUGGCUAUUGAUAGAGUUAAAUUGUUAAAAUCAGUUGAAAAUCUUGGAGUGAGCUAUAUGAAAGGAACUGAACAAUACCAGAGUAAGUUGGAGAGUGAGCUUCGGAAGCUCAAGUUUUCCUACAGAGAAAACUUAGAAGAUGAAUAUGAACCACGAAGAAGAGAUCAUAUUUCUCAUUUUAUUUUGCGGCUUGCUUAUUGCCAGUCUGAAGAACUUAGACGCUGGUUCAUUCAACAAGAAAUGGAUCUCCUUCGAUUUAGAUUUAGUAUUUUACCCAAGGAUAAAAUUCAGGAUUUCUUAAAGGAUAGCCAAUUGCAGUUUGAGGCUAUAAGUGAUGAAGAGAAGACUCUUCGAGAUCAGGAGAUUAUUGCCUCAUCACCAAGUUUAAGUGGACUUAAGUUGGGGUUCGAGUCCAUUUAUAAGAUCCCUUUUGCUGAUGCUCUGGAUUUGUUUCGAGGAAGGAAAGUCUAUUUGGAAGAUGGCUUUGCUUACGUACCACUUAAGGACAUUGUGGCAAUCAUCCUGAAUGAAUUUAGAGCCAAACUGUCUAAGGCUUUGGCAUUAACAGCCAGGUCCUUGCCUGCUGUGCAGUCUGAUGAAAGACUUCAGCCUCUGCUCAACCACCUCAGUCAUUCCUACACUGGCCAAGAUUACAGUACCCAGGGAAAUGUUGGGAAGAUUUCUUUAGAUCAGAUUGAUUCGCUUUCUACCAAAUCCUUCCCACCUUGCAUGCGUCAGUUACAUAAAGCCUUGCGGGAAAAUCACCAUCUUCGUCAUGGAGGCCGAAUGCAGUAUGGCCUAUUUCUGAAGGGCAUUGGUUUAACUUUGGAACAGGCAUUGCAGUUCUGGAAGCAAGAAUUUAUCAAAGGAAAGAUGGAUCCAGACAAGGUUCUUGUGAGGAGCUGGGAUAAUGUCUGUCAAGUGCCUGACACACUACUGAGCACAUAUAGCCACUCUUUUGAUAAAGGUUACUCUUACAACAUCCGUCAUAGCUUUGGAAAGGAAGGCAAGAGGACAGACUAUACACCUUUCAGUUGCCUGAAGAUUAUUCUAUCCAAUCCACCAAGCCAAGGGGAUUAUCAUGGGUGCCCAUUCCGUCACAGUGAUCCAGAGCUGCUGAAGCAAAAGUUGCAGUCAUACAAGAUCUCUCCUGGAGGGAUAAGCCAGAUUUUGGAUUUAGUAAAGGGGACACAUUACCAGGUAGCCUGUCAAAAAUACUUUGAGAUGAUACACAAUGUGGAUGAUUGUGGCUUUUCUUUGAAUCAUCCUAAUCAGUUCUUUUGUGAGAGCCAACGUAUUCUAAAUGGUGGUAAAGACAUAAAGAAGGAACCUAUCCAACCAGAAACUCCUCAACCCAAACCAAGUGUCCAGAAAACCAAGGAUGCAUCAUCUGCUCUGGCCUCUUUAAAUUCCUCUCUGGAAAUGGAUAUGGAAGGACUAGAAGAUUACUUUAGUGAAGAUUCUUAGGCAGUUUUGUAACCCUUUUUCCUCAGUAGCCUGUUUCCUCUUUUUAAGAUUUUGCCUUUGUUGUUGAAAAAGGGUUUCACUCUGUCACCGAGGCUUAGUGCAGUGACACAAUUACAGCUGAUUGCAGCCUCGACCUUCCCAGCUCAAGUGAUCCUCCUGCCUCAGCCUCCCAAGUAGUUGGGACCACACGUGUGCACCCCAUAUCCAGCUAAUUAAAAAAAAAUUUUUUUUGUAGAGGUGGGGGUCUCCUUAUGUUGCCCAGGCUGAUCUCAAACUCCUGGGCUCAAGUGAUCCUCACACCUCAGCCUCCCAGAGUGCUGGGAUUACAGUUGUGAGCCACUGUGCCUGGCCUUUCUUUUUUAUAACCUUUUUGUUUAACUUCUCUCUACACUACAUCCCAAUCCAUCUACAGGCACGCACACUUAUUAGGAAAGCAGGUUUGAAGUAACAACAGAGACUUUCACUAUAUUUUGCUUUGACAAAAGGAAAGAGGAAGAGUUUCUAUUAAAAUCUGUCACUUGAGUGAUGUCAUUUAAGUCCUGUUUUAGGUGAUAAAAAUAGCUUUGGGGACUGGUUAAAGUCCCCCAGAAACUCCAAUAAAGAACAACUUUUGUUUUAACUCUUAUCACUUUGUAAUUUUGACUCAAUCCUUUUCUGGACCAUUUUUGUUAAUAAAUAUCAAAGUGUA
Molecule: messenger RNA, 4151 nt
Organism: Pongo pygmaeus (Bornean orangutan)
Lineage: Eukaryota; Metazoa; Chordata; Mammalia; Primates; Hominidae
Gene: PRIM2
Product: DNA primase subunit 2
Exons: 15
Coding region: 1865-3463 (532 amino acids)
Biological process (GO): DNA replication initiation; DNA replication, synthesis of primer
Cellular component (GO): alpha DNA polymerase:primase complex
Source: RefSeq, a predicted model, not a curated record